AUGUGCGGUCUGGACCAGGGCAUCGGCCAGCACGAUGACAUCAUCUACAACCACAGCAUCGCGUUCUGCAACAAGUGCCGCCAGCAGAGGUCCUGCUUCCAGACGCUGGACACAGAGUUCACGAAGCUGACUCAGCACAUCAUAGGGACCAACAAGGAGGCCACAAAGAAGGUCCUGGGCAAGGGCUGCGUUGUGGUUUCGCGCGGAAACCUCAGCGAGGCAAGGGCAGAGGGGGUCUGCCAGUUCAAGGACGUCGACGACCUGCUCCAGGCCAUUCGUGCGAGUAGCUACGUCCCGGGCUGGUCCGGCAAGGCAAGCUCCAUCAUGUUCCGAGGCCAGCCAGCCUUUGAUGGAGCAUUCUCGCAGUACAUCCCCUGCCCGCCAGGGGUCACCUUCUGCAUCAAGGUUUCUGGCCUGCCCGUCUGGGACACAGGACGGGCGAUCUCAAGCCUGGCGGGUGGGGAGUUGCUUCCGACACUCAACCUCCUGGGGUCCACGGUCAGCAACAUCCUGGGGGCGCAGCCGCUCCAGAGCCUUCAGCGCGCAGUCAACGAGGACCUUGUCGGGACCAUGGGCUUGCAGACAUGGUUCAAGGUGUUUGCCACCAUCCAGCGGCCGGGGCUGUUCGACAUAUACCCCGGGAAGUUUGGCAGGUCCCCGCUGACUCAGACUCAGUGGGCCCUCUACAUGCUGACCCCGCCCCCAAAGGAAGUGAUCCUGCAGAUGUACCAGGCGGGGCAGGAUGACGCGCGUACAUGGGCGAAGCAGAUGGGGUGGCCCAAGGCAUGA
Messenger RNA from Monoraphidium neglectum, 789 nucleotides. RefSeq lists its product as hypothetical. Gene Ontology annotation, biological process: triglyceride catabolic process; lipid homeostasis. Gene Ontology annotation, cellular component: cytoplasm; lipid droplet; membrane. Gene Ontology annotation, molecular function: triacylglycerol lipase activity. The record is from RefSeq and is a predicted model, not a curated record. Bases 1 to 789 code for a protein of 262 amino acids. The transcript has 8 exons. Lineage: Eukaryota; Viridiplantae; Chlorophyta; Chlorophyceae; Sphaeropleales; Selenastraceae.